Thamnophis sirtalis is the source of this 2379-nucleotide messenger RNA. NCBI's taxonomy places the organism in Eukaryota, Metazoa, Chordata, Lepidosauria, Squamata, Natricidae. The record is from RefSeq and is a predicted model, not a curated record.
UCGGGCAAUCGAAGAUGGCGGGCUGCACAGGCUGAGUGGAACCGGGCGUCGGCUCGGCUUGAAUUUACAAACGCCGCAGCCUUCUCUCCCUCCUUGGAAAAUUGUCGAAACAUGGUGCUAUGGAAAGGAAUUUAUUUUGUACUUGCACUAUUUUUGGGAAGUUUUUUUGGAAGCAUCUUCAUGCUUGGUCCCCUACUGCCACUGAUGCCUAUUUCCCCAGCUUGGUAUCGCUGGCUUACUGAUCGUGUUGUGGCCACUUGGUUUACACUUCCAGUGGCCCUGCUGGAGAUAGUGUUUGGGUCAAAAGUAGUCAUAACAGGUGAUGGAUUCAUCCCCGGAGAAAGAAGUGUCAUAAUCAUGAAUCAUCGAACACGAAUGGAUUGGAUGUUUUUAUGGAGUUGUUUGCUGAGAUAUAGCUACCUCCGACUUGAAAAAAUCUGCCUCAAAUCUAGUCUCAAAGUCAUUCCGGGAUUUGGUUGGGCCAUGCAGGUUGCUGCCUUCAUUUUCAUUCAGAGGAAAUGGGAAGAAGACAAACAUCAUUUUGGAAAUAUGCUGGAUUAUUUUUGUGAUAUCCAUGAACCCCUACAGCUCCUCAUCUUUCCUGAAGGAACUGAUCUCACAGGUAAUAACCUUGAUGCUGUUCAUGACAUAACAGUGGCAUAUCCUCAAAACAUUCCACAAACUGAGAAACAUCUUCUGUGUGGAAAUUUUCCCAAGGAAAUUCAUUUUCACGUCUGCAGAUACUCUGUAGAAUCCCUGCCAACCUCUCCAGAAGACUUGCAACUCUGGUGUCAGAAGCGCUGGGAAGAAAAAGAAGAACGGCUGCGCCAGUUCUAUGAAGGCAAAAAAUACUUUGAUGUGUCGGGGAGAAGCAAAAUCCCACCCUGUAAAUCUGAGCUCAGAGUCUUGGUUGUUAAGUGCAUUUCCCUCUUGUAUUGGACAUUUUUCACACUCUUUUCGAUUGCACUGUUAUACAUGUACAACUUUGUACGAUGGUAUUUUGUGGUUGUAGUUGUCAUUUUCUCUGUGCAAGAAAAGCUGUUUGGUGGACUUGAAUUAAUAGAACUUGCAUGUCAUCAAUUUUUUAAUAGACGCAGGUUACCCAAUGUAAACAGAUAUUAAAUUUAACUGGUGUAUGUACUGUUUGGAUGGGUGUUGUUUGUGAGCACUUUUCAGAUGUGCCAUAAAUUUUUCAUAGUGGAAGGAGAUUUUGCAUGAGAAUUAAUUUUUCUUAAUGCUGUUUUGGUUAAUGCACUGUACUCUUCUUGUAAAGGACAAAAGUUCAUAUUGAAUUUUUAAUUUUUGAAUGUAUCAAUGUUCCUCUCGCAGCUAGCCUCUGCAGCCACGCUGGAAAAGCAUUUGCUGACCAAUCAAAGUUUAUAUCCAUUGAAUUGUUUAAAUACGUAGCUCUAAAUUGCUGGGCAAACUAGGGAGCUAAAAGUUAUGGACUGUGAUUCUUACAGUGCCUUGCUAUAAAUAAUGUAUGAGAUUUGAAAGUCCCAAGUUAUUACGCAAUUAAUAGUUGACUAUCUUCAUUUCUCUACCAUUAUAUAUAGAGUUAAAUAGCUGAUGCAAUUAUUGUCAUCAAAAUCAACAAAUAUUUUGAUCUACUGAAAGAAAAAACAAAACGGAUAAAUGAAGAUAGUCAGUUUUGAACUAUUAAAACUUAUUAUAUUUGGGGAAAUCCAAAAGUCAAUAAGGCUUACCUCUAAGUAAAGGUGCUAGUAAAGGUAACUGAGCUGGACCCCACUGUCCUUUUGCAAGUCCUAAAUUAUCUUCAGGAUUCCAUUCCUGUGAAUUGUUUGUCAUAUGGUGAAAUCAUAGUCCAUCUCCAAUUCAGCUUUAAGCUGCCCUGCAAACCUAACCGCUAAAUGCUCAGGCAAAGCAACGUGAAACUGGAUGAAGUAUAGAAAUUCAUUUUCCCUUUGUAUGAAAAUAGAAAUAAUGUUUAAAAUUUCCCCAUUGGAUUAUUACUAUAAGAAACGUUAAGGUUUUUCUAUUAAUGUUUGUCUUCUUUCUCAAAAUCUGAAUUAGGAGAAUACUUUUAGCAUGAAAACUGAAGAACGUUUGUGAAAUCAGUCCAUGCUUGACCAUAAGCAGCCCCCCUCCCCCCCAGCUUCUACUCCAUGUAAUGAAUUAGAUUUUGUUUUUCAAAUUUCCUAAUUGGACCCUCUUUUCUUUUUAUGGCUGAACAUCUUCCCUCCUAUUUUUUUAAUGGAAUUACGGUGAAAUCUUGAACUGGCUGCACUUCACUCAUCUUUUACACUUAACACAGCAGGCCAAGAGAUUUCUCUGAAUUUUAAUAAUACCAGAGCUAUAAGCUAUAUGUUCAACAUAUUAAAUGUCAUAGCUAUUUCCACAUCUUUUUCAAUCCCCAUC